UACGUACGAGUUAUCAAAGCUCCGUCGCAACAAUAUGGCGGACAUUCAAACGUCAAAAAAGGCACCCUAUGAAGGAGAUAUGGAUUCUAAUGCAACCAUAAAUUACAGGAAUGAAGUUGACGAAUGGACAGAAGUGAACAGGAAGCUGAAAAAUCAUGGACUACACAUCAUUAAGUUACUGCAUCCAUCAGAUGUGGCUCUCAUGACAGGCAGAACUGUGUGCCUGGAUUCAGCCAUGAGUAAAGCACUACGAGACAAUGUUCUCUCCCUUGUUGCAGACUGUGAUCACAGACAGACUCUAAUUCAGGACUUGAUCAUCACCAACAACAAACUCAAGGAGGAUCUGGAAAAGCAGACUAAUUUAACAUCAAAGUAUCAUGGAAGAAUGAAAGAAUUGCAAGUGUUACUUGAAAGCUCAAGAUCACGAGUGCAGGAGCUUGAGGAGGAGGAAGGGUCUAUACUGGUGGAAGAGGAGAAACUGGUCAAUACAAAGAAAGCGAUGCAUGCCAAAUGUAAACAACUGACCCAGAGAUGUCAAAGUCAGGAGAAGGAAAUAGAGCGACUUAAAACCAAGCUCCAGAAAAUGGCAGAGGAGGAGGAUAAGCGAGCAAACAGACAGAGUCAGGUGUUUCAGGAGUUCAAGAAGCGGACAGCUCGAGCUCACAGCGUGAUGGAUGAGAAGUUAUUAGAUAUUAUUGAUGCAUAUGAAAAACAAGUACUAGGCUUACAAAAACAGAUUGAAUUUUAUAAGUCAGCAGAGCUUGGUGAAUCUCGUGAUUUUGAUGACGAGGACCAGUCAAUUUUCUCCCUUCAGACAGAGCCCUCCAAUAACAUGAAAUCUUUAGUCAGGACUUAUGAAAAGCAGUUAAGGAAAGCCCAAGACAAGAUCAAGCAGCUGGAGAAUGACAGGGAACUAAUCAGACUAGAUGCAGGUUCCAGACCUCAGUUACAAGACUACCGAGUGGCCCAACAAAGGAUGAAAAAACUGGAAAAAUUAUUGGCUGUCCAUAACAUCAGCAUACCUGGAGAAAAACCAAAUAAAGAUCCCUAUAGACUGAAAAAGAAGUACAGUACCAAACUAGAGGACCUGGAUUACCUCCCUUUAGAUUUCUGCAGGCAGCACCUCAGGGACAUAUGCACCGAAACUGAUGCAGAGGACCUUGAGGAAGUCAUUCCUUUGUUACAGAAACAGAAAGAGUAUCUCGAAACCUCUCAGAGAUAUGAGCAGUUUUGCCGCUGUGUCCAAGAUAUAUGCCAAGAUGAGGAGGACCAGCAAGGGAGAUUACUCAGUCCUUCCAAGAAGAAAAACGUUUUGACAGAGAAAUCCCUUCAGAGAACAGUAGCCAAGCUUCAGUGUUGGAAACAAGACCAGGAUAGCCUGCAGGAGUUACAAAUUUCCAUAAACAGACUUGGUGAGAGAGUGGCCCCAUGGCUGAAGAUCCGCAUGAGUGGUGAUUCAUCGAUGACCCAGAUUAUUUCAGCGGUGGAUAAGAUAGUAUAUGAUGAUGGGAUUAUCAGGGAGAAGGAUGGAAAGGAGCACCCAUCCCGUACAGUUUUGGAGAACAUCGUGCAGCACUUCCAGACUUUGUUCGAUGUUCCGUCGGUGUCAGGGGUUUUUCCAAGAAUGAAUGACAUCUACACAAAAUUGGGGGAGGUCCACAACGUCCUAAAUACUCUACGGAAUCUGCUCGGACUUGAACGAGAUGCCAAGUCCUCAGAGAUAGUGGAUGCUGUAGGCCAUCUGUGUCAAACCUACAGGAACACUACCUCCAAACAGCUGAAGUCUCUACUACAGACCGAAGACCUUGAGGGAGUUAUACGACGUCUUGAGGAACACAGUGAUUUCUUCCCAGCAUUUCAAGAAAUUGUCAGGAAACUGUUCGAGAUUUUAGAUAUUCAAAGAAUGGACCAGAUCAUUCCAGCAGUGCGUGCCCUCAAACUGUUGGCAGGGUGAAGUGACGCAAAAAUCUCUGUAUUACAUUUAGAUUAGUUUUGUACAGUUUCAUUGUCAUACGAACUUCUGCUGCAAUGACCGUGGUACUGGUUGACAUUGGUUUACAACUCAAACCUGAUGCAUCCUGAAGAUGAUUGUGCCAUGACUACAUUGAACCUCAGGCUUCUUGUUCUAAUACCGUGGAAUCAUCAUUGUUUGGUGGGGACCAAUGUUUGUGGCAUUUGUGGGUAACCCUUGCCAACGAACCUAUACACAAUUAUUUGUUUAAUAUUUAUUAAAAUUAUCCCGAUUGCACUACCAACGAAAUUACGUCCCCACGGACCGGGAAAAUUUUGGCUACCCACAAACAUUGACCCUCACGAAUAAAAAUGAUUUUACAGUAGUUGUCAAUAUUAGGCUGAAUGUUUAUACAUAUGUUUAGGUAGAUUCUCUAUUAAUUUGAAGCUGAAAUUAUGAUUUAUUUGAAUCAAUUCUGAAAAUUAUCAUGAGAAUGUACAUUUUCACUAAGCAUCAAAUUUGCUUAAAUUAUGUAUGACCCAUGCACAAGUGUAAUGUCAGUACAAGUCAAGAUCAGACAAAACGUUAUUGUUCACAAUACCUUACUGGUCAGUUUUUCGGAGAUAAGAUUUCACUAGAACAUGUAUCUCAUGAUCUUUGUUUCUCUUUAGAUAAUCAUAGAGAUAUAUUUAGUAUUGAAAGCUAUGUUUAAAGUGAAAUUUAUUGUUGUUUUUCAUAAGUGUCAAUUAAAUGAUUUCCUGAUUUAACCAGCACUUGGAAAAGUACAUUGUAUUUAUAAAUACAUGUAUCAACACGUAGAUUUGUGUUAAUUUGAACUUUCGUCUGCCAUAUAGGAUAGUAAUAACAAGAAAAUUAUCAGUUUUGAUAGAAAACAUUUAAUGACGAGCAUAACAUUGGAUACUGUCAAAUGUGGGGUAGAUAUUGACCAGUGUUUGGUAUUAUUAUGCGUUAUAAAACAAUUAACAAUAUAUGUGGAAUUUCCAUAACAUUUAAUUGUUUUUGUAUUGUGGUUGGAAUUUUAUAUCCAAACCCAAAAGGAUGAAGGCUAAUUACCAAUAUAAAUCUUGGUUUCAUGAUUUGAUAAAAAUAUUUAUUUGUUUUAAAAGGGACAAAGAAACAAUUUGAGCAUGAAAAAAUGAAAUUUAUUUUUCAGUUUUUAAUGAUUAAUUUAGGUAUUUCUAAUGCUUGACCAAGAUUUUAAUGUAAAAGGAGGUUAAGUUUUAAGUCAUCUUUGCUACCAGAGUGGACCGAAAAAGCCUUGGCUUGCAUAGAUGGAAAGAUACUGAGCUCUUUAUUAUUUGUUUAUACAUAUGCAUGUAAAGAAAGCUUUCCUUAUUACGUUUUGGUUUUACAUAUCAUGUACUGUGAAGAAAUUAUGUUAUCUUAAAAACAAAUAACUUUUGACAAUCAAGACAACCUGUUGUACAAUGUUGCAUGCCAGACAAAACAAGAUUUGAAUGAAAAAUAUAACAUCUAUGUAAACAAAAACAAGGCUUGAGCUUUAUUUACAAACAAUGAAUUCCAACUCCAUAACUCACUUGUAACUAAACUACAUUCAGAUUUCUGUGAAGCAUUGGAAAUGCCCAAGUUAAUCAUUAUAUGCAAAAAAAGUGAUAAAUAGAAUAUAACAAUUGUGAUCCCACAUCUUGUGUAUGCCCCUUUCAGAGGCAAUGGGAACUUAUGUGUAAUUCUGUCUGGUUGUUAACCUAUACAUGUAGCUGUGAUCAAAUAGUUAUUAUGCAAUUUUUUGUCAGAAAAUAUAUCACUAACAAAAGAGAA
Molecule: messenger RNA, 3751 nt
Organism: Magallana angulata
Lineage: Eukaryota; Metazoa; Mollusca; Bivalvia; Ostreida; Ostreidae
Product: centrosomal protein of 70 kDa-like
Exons: 19
Coding region: 35-1954 (639 amino acids)
Biological process (GO): cilium assembly; regulation of microtubule cytoskeleton organization
Cellular component (GO): centrosome
Molecular function (GO): gamma-tubulin binding
Source: RefSeq, a predicted model, not a curated record